UUGGGCCGUAGUCGUCAGACAAAAGCAGUCUGGAUUUUUCACGGAACGGAAAGACGCUACACUCAAAAAUGAAGACGGCGGUAGUAUCUGUCGCUUUGCUAUUCCUGUUUUGCAUUUCUGUUACUGCGUUUAACACUGAGUCGCAAUUAAUCGACAACGAAGUGGAACUCCAGCGAGCAAGAGAAGAAGUAAAUCGUGUAACUCCUAACCUCCGAGAUGUUAAUGAAGAGGAGGAUGACUUGGAUGUAGAUGAGAAUACUGAUGAUCAAGAAGACAAUUCUAAGGAUGAUGAAACUGAUGACGAAGAUGCAGAAACUAGCGAUACUGAAGAAGAAACAGAGGAAACUGAUACAGCAGAAGACACAGAGGAGGGUUCUGAUGUUGCCAGUGAAGAAGAAGAAGAAGAUGAUGAUGAUGAAACAGAGGAUUCCCCCGUACCAGAUGUGGAUGUCAUUCAAACAAACCCAUGCGAUCUAUUUCCGUGUAAACCUGGAAAGGAGUGUUAUCUGACAAAGACAAAUAAACCUAAAUGUAGAUGCAUCGUCGAGUGUGACAGUUCAGAAACCGACUUCAGAGUGUGUGGUACAGACAACAACACUUACACAAGUGAGUGUGAAUUGUGGAGAACCAAAUGUAUAAUGAAGCAAAACAAGGCUAAGGGUGUACAGCAUCUUAGACUUGACUAUUACGGGGACUGCAAAGAAAUUCAACCAUGUGGAGAGCAUGAGUUAAGCGAAUACCCCACUCGAAUGAGAUCAUGGAUUAAAAACAUUUAUCUUCAAAUGUAUGAUGAAGCAGAGGAUAUGGGGGGUCUCAAUGAAAAACAAAGAUUUCAUGGUCGAAAACUGGUAGCAAACCGUGACCGCUUGCAAACCUAUGAAGAACAUCAUAUCGAUUUAAUGAGUCGAGAGUUUCAGAAGUUCUACCCCUUAUAUAAAUACCCAAUUCACUGGAAAUUUGGAAUUCUGGAUGUAAAUCCUACCGACAAGUAUUUGAGUAAGCGUGAGCUUGAGCCAAUGCGUGCACCUCUCGUACCACUGGAACAUUGCACAGACACCUUUUUCUCAACUGCUGAUGCAAAUAAGGAUCAUCUCAUCUCAUUAUACGAGUGGGCUGAAGCUUUAGGGCUACAGGAAGAUGACAUUGAUAGCACUCUGACAACUGUUUAAUGAAACAUUCUUGCACGCUUGUUUGUCCAUUGUAUAACACUCUAUUGUAAUCACUGCACUUUCCCUAUCUGCACAGUAUUAACUUAAACCAAGCUUUUUUAUCAUCAUUUAAAGGCACUCUGUAAGCUGCAUGUUUUAAUCUCACCCAAUGCUGUAUAUUACUGCUGGAGUCCAUUUAGAACUCUUUUGUUUGUAUGAGUGUAUGCGAAUUAACCAACACAGACUAACCUAUCUGUAUUAUAAGCAAUGGUAGCCCUUAAAAGCAGCAUAUAGUAUUAAGCUUCAUGUUUCACAAACAUUCCCGCAAUAGUAUGCCAUACGUUAUAUAGUGUGUCAGGAUGAAUUCAAAUGACGUCAAUUAGAAAAAAAUAGUUUAAGCGAUAAAAUAAGGAGGUUCGUUCAAAAUACGGUAACAUCUCAUAUCAUGGGUGAUGCUUUUGCCUUUAUUUCCGGUAAUUUAGAUUAUGUAACUUAAAUAUGGGACAAAUAAACUGACUUCGUGCUGCC
Ciona intestinalis (vase tunicate) is the source of this 1676-nucleotide messenger RNA. Lineage: Eukaryota; Metazoa; Chordata; Ascidiacea; Phlebobranchia; Cionidae. The record is from RefSeq.